Mycotypha africana is the source of this 3588-nucleotide messenger RNA. RefSeq lists its product as uncharacterized. Gene Ontology annotation, molecular function: protein binding; guanyl-nucleotide exchange factor activity. The record is from RefSeq and is a predicted model, not a curated record. The transcript is spliced from 11 exons. Gene Ontology annotation, biological process: positive regulation of Rho protein signal transduction; intracellular signal transduction. Bases 1 to 3588 code for a protein of 1195 amino acids. NCBI's taxonomy places the organism in Eukaryota, Fungi, Mucoromycota, Mucoromycetes, Mucorales, Mycotyphaceae.
AUGUUCAACAGCAAUGUCCUGAGGAAUCCUUGGGCUGAUGACAUCGAACGUCAAAGCAGAAUCGAACAGUUGAAAAAGUCUAUUCGAGAGCAGCAUAUAUUACUAGACACCGUGGACGUACUCAAUGACGCAUAUACCAUUGACAAAGACGACCGUCGGCGGAACUCUGCAGAUCUGGAAGAUCUCAAAAGCCGUAUAAAAAAAGUGACAAACGAACUGCAGGAAAAACAAACAGACGCUUCGCAUAAAGGGCUCUCCACACAGAGUCUGGUUCAUUUGUGGUCACAGUAUCUGUUGAAUAUGAGACAGUUGGAGGAUAUUGCAGAACAGCGAAAGACACUUACGAGAGAAUUAGACUAUUUAAUAAACACAAGCAUACGAAACGUGGAAAAGGAAUUGUUGCAGGAGGCAAAUAGAUUAUCUCAGCUUAAAGAGCAAGUCGCGACUAACGUUUCUAAUGUAUCCUUAAGCAGUAGAGGCUCUGAUACAAACAUAAUCAACACAGAAAAUAUGACAGAUUCCGAGCGUAUUCGUGCAAAAGCACAGGCUAUGGUUGCAGCACGUUUGAACAAGCUAGCAAACAAUUCGCCUUCACCUCCACCUAAAAAUGGAACAAGGAACCAUAAUUCUGAAUUGCUAUCAUCAGCCUUUGAGAAGCAACAACAGCAUAAAAUAGAUCAAAUAUUAAGCAGUAUAAGGAGAACACGAGAGGAAGCGGAUCAAAUCAUUAGUGUGGAUUUAAUGAACAUAGAACAUAGUUUGGAAGAGAGUUCGCAGCGUAUAAAAGAAAAAAAUAUGUUCGAACAAGGGCUCUACGUCGAUCAUGAAGUAGCUCAAUUUAUCGAUCAACUAAAAAGGCCAGCGAUAACAAAGAGAAAAUCCAACGCAUCAUUGCUACCACCAACAUUACCCAAAUAUAACGCGUUAUCGGCAAGAAGAUCCUCCGCUACUAAUACAACACCACCUCCUGUACCUACUUCACGACGGCCAGGUACACCUCGUUCUGAGGCAGACAUAAAAGCUGCCGCAAAGAAACGUAUCGAGGAACGCCGGCAAUUAUUCAUGAAAAAAGAAAACAACCAUCAAUAUAUACCUGCACCAUCUGUAUCAUCAAUCACUAACGACCAUCAUAGCCAGCAACCAUCAGAAGCAGAGAGAGCAGCACAAGAAAGAAUGAGACAAGCAGAAGCAGAAGCAAGAGUUCGUUUAGAAAUUAUGCGUGAAAAACGUAAUCAGCUCAGGAAGGAAGCAGCUGAAGCAGAGGAAAAGAAGAAGAAAGCAGCAGCUGAAGCAGCAGCAGCAGCCGAAGCGGAAAUGCUGGCUGAAAAGAAACGAAAAAUAGAGGAGAAAAGACAGGCAGAAUUAAAGAGAAAAGCAGCAGAAGCCAAACGUUUAGCGGCAAUGGACGAAGAGAAAGCAAAGCGAAAUGAACAGCAACAGGUACAAUUAGAGAAAGAUAAACAGCUACGAAAAUGGAAGGAAGAUCGUGCAGCAGAAGAAGAAAGACAGAUGAAAGCAAGACAGGCCGCAGAACAGGCGGCACGGGAAAAACGAUUAAGACAAGCAGAAAUUGAACGCCGUGAAAGAGAUAUUGAGCAAGCUAGACAAGACGAGAUUGAACGACGGAGAAAAUGGGAAGAAGCCGAAUUGCAAAGAAAAAUGGAAGAGGAACUAAAAAUUAGACAGCAGCAGGAAGAAGAAGAAGAACGGUUAAGGGUUCUUGAGGAAGAAAAAGAAAAAGCGCGUAGAGAAGAAGAGUUGAUAAAGAAGCAGCUUGAAGAAGAGCAGGCGCUGCAGCAACAGCAAGCGACACAACAACCUGUUAUUGACUCCACAAUUAGCGUACCUUCGAUAACCACUACAAAUGACUCAGCAGCUCAACCUAUCAAUACUCCUUUUUCGCCUAUAACUACGACUACUGCAGGAACUAGCGGCUAUGGUAUUGACGUUGAAGAUGAGGUUAAUUUCAGUAUAAUAUACCGAGUAGUUACUCUCUAUGAAUAUCAAGGAAUACGUGAAGAUGACUUGAGCUUUGAGGCGAACGAAACUAUCAAAGCUCAUCCAUCAAAAGAUAAGGCCAGUGACUGGUGGUAUGGCACAUCAUUGGUCACGAAUCAAGUAGGUUUUUUCCCUAGAACUUACGUGGAGGUUGUGGAAGAAGUCCAGCCUUUUCAAGAUGAAGACAGCGAUUGGUGGUAUGGUACGAAUGAAGAGACACAGGAAUGCGGUUACUUUCCAAAGACAUUUGUGGAAAAAAUUACCUCAGGUAAGUCGCUGUUUCUUGAGAAAGGAUGCAGCACGGCACCUAUCGCAAUUCCUACCUGUACUUCACCUACCGACCAAAAUACUCUUGACAAUACUCGUUUAACUGUAUCUGAUGACCAUCUACCCAGAGGAUCUUCUGUACCUAAUACUCCCAUUAUGAAAAAGUUUAACUUGGGAGUAAGUAAAACUGAAUUAACGAGGCGACGUAGGGCAGCUAGCACAGUCAGUACAGUCAACAACAGCCAUAUUAGCACACCGCAGCCCUUAGUACGUCGAUCUAGCAAUACAUCAGAGAACUUGGAAUUGGUGAGCUGGGCAAGUACUAUGGAUCCUAUCGAACUGGAUGCUAUACCACCAGAGGAGCGUAAACGACAAGAAGCGAUUUUUGAAUUGAUCGCUACUGAAAGAAGCUACCUUAGUGACCUUCAAAUGAUUGUGAAUAUUUUCUUUUUGGAUUCGGGAAAAUACCUUUCAGAAGACGAAAGGGAUGUCGUGUUCUCUAAUAUUGAUGACCUACUCAUAUGCAAUACGGCACUUUUAAGUGAUAUGGAAACCCAGCAAAGGGAACAAUGCAAUGUGAUUGAUAAAAUUGACAACUUGAAAUGCUAUUCAACAUAUUGUCGAAACCAAUCAUAUGCAACCAAAUUUCUGCAGAAAAAAAGAGAGGAAGAUCAAUGGUUUGAAGUGUUCUUGAAGACUGCACAAACAAGACCCGAAUGCCGAUCAUUAGACUUAUCCCACUUUUUAUUAGAACCAGUACAGCGUAUAACAAGAUACCCACUUCUGUUACGACAGAUAUUAAACUGCACGCCUGAGAGACAUGCUGACCAUUCAUUGGUAAAAUCCGCACUUUCAAUAUCACAAAGGAUUUUAGAAGAUGUAAAUGAAGAAACUAGGUUGUUUGAAAAUGCCCAAAAAUUGUCUGAAUUAUCAAGACUGAUUGACAUGGAGACCUACGGUAAACUGAAUAUCACGGGCAGAGAAUUUAUCAUGGAUGGAGCGUUGUUCAAAGCUAAAAGUGGACGAAAACUUCAUGGCUUUUUGUUCAAUGAUAUACUCAUACUUGCUGAGCCCUUGAAAACGCUCAACGUCAAGGGUUACCUUUAUACCUUGUACCGAGAGCCGUUUCCAUUAGAGAAAGUCAGUGUCCGUCAACAACAAUCAAUGACUCUGAAACAUACCUUCAGCAAUUCAGAUGAGUGUUCGUUCCAAAUUGUGUCAGGAAGCCAGGUUAUUGGCGUCAAGACUUCUUCUGCACAUCAGAAACGUCAAUGGAUAAGCCAAAUUCAACACUACAGCGCGCUAAAGCAAUAUAAUAACUGA